Messenger RNA from Chrysemys picta bellii (western painted turtle), 2294 nucleotides. The record is from RefSeq and is a predicted model, not a curated record. Lineage: Eukaryota; Metazoa; Chordata; Testudines; Emydidae.
AUGCACUGCUCCGAUGAGACUCAGCUGUGCCCCAGUGGCCCCCUGCGCCCCAGUUUCGCCUCUGUCACCCCCAUCGCGGACCCGGACGAGCUGCUGCGGGCCCAGGCCGAGCCGGACCGGAGCUAUGAGAAUGGGCCCUACACACUCAUGAGCAACCAUCUGCACCACCCGCAGCUGCUGCUGCUCCUGGCCGUGAGCCCUUCCCUGGACCUGCGCGAGGUGCGUCUGGUGUUUGAGAGGGUGGAGAUGGGCUCCCUCUACUGGGCCCUGCACCAGGAGGCACCCCGCCCCCCGGCACCCCCCUCCUGCCUGGCCGCCUUGCGCCUGCUGUUGCAGCUGUGUGAGGCGCUGCUGUUCCUGCACGGGCAGGGGUAUGUGCACCGCGCUCUCACCUCCCACGCAGUCCAGCUGGCACGCCCCGGCCUGGCGAAACUCGGCAGCCUGGAGUACAUGCAGCCACGGGCCGAGACUGGGUCUCGGGACCCCACACCACCCCCUGAGCUCUAUAACUGGCUGCCCCCGGAGGUGAUCCGUGACCGCCCAGCCUCCACGACCUCCGACCUGUACAGCUUCUGUGCCGUCACCCAGGAGAUCUUCACAGGUGCCGUGCCCUGGUACGGGGCGGCGGGUGCGGCUGUGCGGCAGUGGAUGCAGGCAGGCCGGGCUCUGGCCCCCGAUGCCUGCGUGCCCCCACCCUGCUAUGAGGUGGUGAGGGCUGGGCUGGCCUUCCGGGAGCGGGAACGCUGUGGCUCCCUGCCUGACAUUCGCUACGUCCUGCGCAAGGCCCUGCAGGAGGCCGCGGGGCGGCUGGGCGGCCCGCUGUCCCUGUCUCCCAGGAGGCUGUGCGCGUGGGCAGGAGAGGCCUGGACCCCCCUGGAGUGCCUCCCUGCAGCCCCUGCAGGUGAGAGCCAUGGGGUGCGGGUGGGGUGGACAGGGGGUACUGACGCCAGGCCCUCACCCCCACCCCUCUGCUCCCCAGAACCACUCUACUAUGAGGUAGGGGAUGGCAGUCCAGAGCGGGCAGCAGCCGAUGGCAACGCAGGCCGAUGGGCUGAGCCGGGCAGUGGCAGCCCAGUGCCAGGGCUGCAGGGCAAGGGGCAGCCCAGCCCCCUGGCGCGCCAGGCCAGAGCAGCCUCAGACAGCAGCUUGGAGGUGGACAGCAGCAGCCAGGAGGAGACAAGGGGCAGUGAGAGUGGCAGCCCAGGCUCCAGCACCACGGUAUGUGGGUCUGUGCCCCCUGCCCUGCUCGCCUCAGCUCCCCCGGCAUUUAACCCCUCUGCGAAGAUUAUACCCAUAUUUGACCCAGAGAAGUUGAACUUUAGGAACUCCCCAAUUCCUCUGGUGUGGAAAGAGAGAUUGAAAUGGAAACUCGUGCAGAGAGCCCAAGUGUUCUCCACUUGCCCCAUUACAGCUCCCACUGGCAGAUAUGGCUGCAGAGCGGGCAGCGAUGCCCAAGGAAGGGGAGGUGCUGCCCACAGGAAGUCUCCUGUGCUGGACGCAGAACCUGCGGUGGAAUUACAGCCCGUUCCAAGGAAGGAGCCGGCCCGGCCCCCAGCCCUGCCCUGCGUGAGCAGCCUCCAAGCCUCAGCCUGCCUGCUGGAUCAGGCCCAAGCCUCGCUGGAAACCCUGGAGCGCCGCUUUGCCUCUGGCAUCCAGGCCCUGCAGGACUUUGUCAGCCUCCAGGGGGCGCUCCCGGCCCAGCCACGCUGCGGCAGGCGUGGGGCUGGCCAAACAGGGGCCACCCGGGCAUGCUGCAGCCUGGGGGCCCUGCAAGGGUCCGGCCAGCCACCCAUGGCCCCAGCAGGCAAGCAUAGCAGGGCCAGCACAGGGCCUGGGGGUCGUCCCCUGCAGACCCUCAUCGAUUUCUCUGCCUGGGUACGAAUGCAGGAGCAGCAGCAGGCUGGACCUGCUGCAGGAGAUAAUCGACGAGCUGAAGGGCACGGGAGACGCCGGGACCAGGCGGCCGGAGGGCAGGGAGCAGAGCAGGGCAGCACGACAGAAGAGGACAGCUCGGUCCCACGCAGCAGCCGAGAGUGGCACCGUGCCCCUGCACCAGGACAGCUAGGGUGUGGGAGAGAGGGGGGCUUGGGCCUCCCUUUAAGACCCCCACCCCAACCGCUGUGAACGGGCCGAGAUCUGCUCCCCCCUCGAUGACAAAUAAAUGGCCUGGCCAGAGCUGGGGGCUGUGCGCAGUGAGACGGCAACACGCCCCCACCCUCCCCGACAUCUAACCAGAGCCCCCUGCUCCCAGCCAGAGAUACAUCCUCCCCCCCCCCGCCCCCCGGCAUCUAACC